AUGAAAAUCAGCCUUACUCUCACAAUUUUGAUACAACUUUGUGUCAAUGAAGGAACACAGAAAUUCUUCCCGUAUGGACUGACAACAAGAGAUUCAACCGUUUUGAAAGCAGAUGAUCACUAUGAUACCUUGAACAUCAGUGACAAUUUUCCCUUCUUUGGUAAAACCUUUGCUCAGAUUCACAUAAGCACAAAUGGAAUUAUUUUUUUCGGACAAGGUAGCACUCAAUACGUGCCAACUCUUUUUCCAAUUAACGGUACACUAUCGGUUGCAGCAUACUGGGUUGACAGUGAUCCAAGAAUGGGUGGUGAUAUUUAUUACAGAGAAGAAUUUGAUCCUGCUAUAUUGAAUCAAAUAAAUAGAUUUAUAAAAAGUAAAUUUGUUCAGUUUAAUACGUUCACGAGCUCAUGGUCACUUAUUGUAACGUUUAGCAACGUCUCUAGAUAUGGUUGUCAAGGAAGUGCCGAAUAUCCAUGUCAAAACGUAGUCAACCAUCAAACCAUCCUAACUAGCAACGGCAUACAUUCGUUUGUAAUCUUCCUUUACGACAGACUGGAAUAUUCAAAUGCUCAGAUUGGAUUCAAUGCCGGUGAUGGAAAAAGAUUUUACCAGGUUGAUUACUCUAAUACGGUUAAUAUAUCAAAAUACGCUUUAGAAAAUAGUAAUGUUGGUUCUCCAGGUGAAUGGCUGUUUUCAAUAAGUGAUGAAAUUGCCUCUGCAUGCAAUUCAUUGGGAAUGCUGGAAAUUUAUCCUAAGAAGGUGCUUUAUUACGGACAGCAAGAGUUGUUCAUAAGUGGACCUUGUUUCGACAAAACAUUAUAUGAAAUUGAUGUUAACUUUGGUAAUAAAAAAAUCAAAUGUCGAAGAGAACAAAAUAAAUUCAAAUGUUUGACUCCGUAUUUUGAUAUACGAAUUCCAGUCGUAUUAAACUAUAAAGAAAAAGAAUACAAAGGUUUUAUUCUCUCAUACGAUGCAGGGGAUUCACUAGUGCAAAAUGCCACGUACAUCGCGCUGAACGCAAAAGAUGGCAAGUAUAUCAAUUUAGAAUGGGACUAA
Helobdella robusta is the source of this 1056-nucleotide messenger RNA. RefSeq lists its product as hypothetical. Gene Ontology annotation, biological process: cell-matrix adhesion. The transcript has 2 exons. The record is from RefSeq and is a predicted model, not a curated record. Bases 1 to 1056 code for a protein of 351 amino acids. NCBI's taxonomy places the organism in Eukaryota, Metazoa, Annelida, Clitellata, Rhynchobdellida, Glossiphoniidae.